UUAGUAUUUGCUCUUCUAGUCAGUGUCCAAAAUAUUCCCAAAGAGAGAGAAGAAAGAAAUACACACAACAAUUCUGUCUCUAUAAAUGCGAUUUCCAAAUUAAAGAAAUUUCCCAGAAAAAUAAUUGCAUUAUUACGAAUCAGUACGGUGUAUUAUUAUAACCACACGUCAUUUGUGCAUGCACGGAUUAAAUGAGCAAGCUUUUCAAAGAUGGCUCUAAUGGCAGCAGCUAGGACAACGGCGAGGAUCACCGGAGCGCUGACCCGCCUAACCCGCAGAUCCAUAACCCAUCGUUUUGUGGGCGGGUCAGCUGAUGGGCAUCUGCCCGACUCGUAUGGGAUUUCUGGGUCGUCGUCAUUCUCGACCACUGCUGCGGCCGUGGAGGAAUCGCCGGACAGAAUGUUCGGCUUGCUCAAAGAUUACGAGGAUUACCGGCGGGCGAUGUAUGGUGGGCUCACCCAUAAGGCCCUCCUUGUUGAUGCCGUAGGCACUCUCGUAAUUCCCUCUCAGCCCAUGGCUCAGAUAUACAGGCAAAUUGGUGAGAAAUAUGGGGUGGAGUAUUCUGAAGCUGAGAUACUGAAUAGAUACAGAAGGGCUUAUGAGCAGCCUUGGAGUAGAUCUAGGCUCAGAUAUGUUAAUGACGGGAGGCCAUUCUGGCAGCAUAUAGUCAGUUCGUCUACUGGGUGUUCUGAUUCUCAGUACUUUGAGGAGUUGUAUAACUAUUAUACUACUAACAAGGCUUGGCACCUGUGUGACCCCGAUGCAGAGAGGGUAUUCCAGGCUCUUAGAAACGCAGGGGUAAAGUUGGCUAUUGUUUCAAACUUUGACACACGCUUGAGGCCAUUGUUGCGGGAUCUGAACUGUGAUCACUGGUUUGAUGCUGUGGCUGUGUCAGCUGAAGUUGAAGCAGAGAAGCCAAAUCCAAUGAUAUUUUUAAAAGCUUGUGAACUUUUAGGAGUAAACCCCGAGGAUGCUGUGCAUGUAGGGGAUGAUCGUAGAAAUGACAUUUGGGGUGGUAGAGAUGCUGGCUGUGAUGCCUGGCUUUGGGGCAGUGAUGUACACUCCUUCAAAGAGGUUGCCCACAGAAUCGGAGUUCGAGUUUGAAAGAAUCUCUGGUCUUUUGGAAUCUGAGUAGCCACUUCCACUGUAUAAACUACAAAGGAUUCACUAUAUAUAUAUAUAUGAAUCUUAUCAGAAUCUGUUGUAUAUAUUCUCCAUGUUUUUAUGUAACGGAUUUGAGAGGCCAUGUUGGUAUGGUUGGUACUUGGUACUUGGUAGUGAUGAGUUGAACGGAAUAAAACUGUUUGCAUUUUCUGUCCCUUGCAAA
Ipomoea nil (Japanese morning glory) is the source of this 1327-nucleotide messenger RNA. Its product is annotated as haloacid dehalogenase-like hydrolase domain-containing protein 3. Bases 211 to 1104 code for a protein of 297 amino acids. The transcript has 6 exons. The record is from RefSeq and is a predicted model, not a curated record. Lineage: Eukaryota; Viridiplantae; Streptophyta; Magnoliopsida; Solanales; Convolvulaceae.